Messenger RNA from Xenopus tropicalis (tropical clawed frog), 6249 nucleotides. RefSeq names its product proline and serine rich 1 (gene proser1). Bases 410 to 3244 code for a protein of 944 amino acids. The transcript is spliced from 15 exons. NCBI's taxonomy places the organism in Eukaryota, Metazoa, Chordata, Amphibia, Anura, Pipidae. The record is from RefSeq and is a predicted model, not a curated record.
GCCGUGACGCCACAGUCUCGCGUGAUGAGAUUUGCAGUGUCGGGGUUCUCCUGUGAGACAGGAGCUAAAGAGCUUGCAAUUAAUAAGUUCGCGGGAGGUAAUGAUGAUGCCAGUUGAAACACUGCUUUCCUCUGCCUACUUUGAUGCAGCCGUCUGAAUGUGUACAGAGUCUCUUUGCUGGUCAUGUAAAAGGAUCAUAUAGUCACUCUGGGGUCUACUUCCUGCCACACUAUUUCCUGUCAUCAUGGGAAACUGCACAUCUCAAUGUGACUUCAGGUCCAGCAUGGCUUAAGAAACAUUCUUUUAAUUGUACAUCAAUUGAAGAAACAGGCUUUGCCCCUGGUUUGCUUUGCUUUAAGAUCUAAAAGACUGUUAUUGACACUGUGCAUUGAAUGAGAAGAAAGCAGCCAUGGAUAAAAAGUCGUUUGAGAUGGUUCUGGAUGAAGUAAGAAAGGCUGUUAUGACUGACUACAAAGUGAAAGCAUUGGAAUAUGUACAUGGAUAUUUUUCAUGUGAACAGGUUGUUGAGUUAUUGAGGUACUUUUCCUGGGCAGAGCCACAACUCAAAGCUGUGAAAGCCAUGCAACAUAAAAUGGUUGCCAUUCCUGCAGCAAAGAUGGUGAAUAUACUGAACUGUUUCACAUUUAGUAAAGACCGACUGAGCGCACUGGAGCUGUUAGCUUUAAAUAUCCUCGAUGCUUCAAAUUAUCGGCCAAUUGAGGACAUUUUUAAGAUUAGCCACGCUGAGAAGAAACGUUGUCGAAAGAUUCUAGAUCAGGCUGCAAAAAGUGGAUGCAAGGCCCCAAAUGCUAUGAUAUCAUCAUGUGGAAUGAUACCUGGAAAUCCUUAUCCCAAAGGGAAACCUAGUCGCAUCAAUGGGAUAUUUCCUGGAGCCACAAAGAAGAAAGACGGAGAAGAGUGUACAAAUGAGGGAAAAGGCAUUGCAGCCCGAAUUCUUGGCCCCUGUAAGCCGCCACCUUCAAUGUACAAUCCACACAAGCCCGUGCCCUACCCAAUUCCACCGUGUCGUCCACAUGCAACGAUUGCCCCAAAUUGCUAUGGGAAGACACUGGCGGUAAAGAAGGAACAGUCAAUUUUAAAUACCUCUGGAGAAGGUCAAAGUUUAUCUGAAAGGGGAGGGGCCUCAGUCCGUAGUAUGAAUUCCCGUGAUUGGGCUAAAAAGGACGAUAUUUACAGUGCAUAUAGCAAUGGUAGUCUCAUAACUGUUGCAAAUGUAACUCCUGGAACUCUGCCUCCAUCCCCUUUCACUCCUAAUCCUCCUGCUGUGGCCACUGGAAUUGAAGAUAGCUCAGCUCAAGCAAAGCCGGCACAUGAUCAAUCUGCAAAUCAACACAUCUCUCCUCAAGAGGCCAAUCCAGCUCCUUCUCCUUCACUUCAAGCAACCCCUACUACCACUGCUUCUCCUGCCAAAACCAUCAACUCUCCCAGCACACCAACAACACUACCCUUUUCUGGGAUAUGCAUGCCCACCCCUCUGCCAGCCUUUCCUCCACAAACUACAUCAUCUGUAUUAUCUCCUAAGCCCUCAACACCAACCCCAUCUGUUAUAAAGAGUAUCCAGACACCCUCCAGCACCCCCACAACUGCAAAUAGUGCACGCUCAGCUCAAAGUCCUGCUCUGUUUUCAAGUCUUCCACAUACAGCUGUUCCAACACAACAGGUUUCCUCUACUCCAAGUUCCAGCUCUGUGUUAAAUGAUAACCUGCCAUCUGUACCACUUGCAGGCCUCCCAUUCUCUGCUACAACUUCUACAGCCUCUGUUAGCACAGCGAACAUGAUGCCAUCCUUAUUUGCUGGUCUUCCCCUGACUCUGAAUCCUCCUUUGCAGGGCAUAUCAAGUCCAAGUCUCUCUGACAUUGCAAGUGCAUCAGCUGGAUCCCUUAACAUAGGAAACCCACUGCUGUCUGUACUAAAAGGAUUUCUAGCCGCAAAUGAUCCAGCAUUAUUGAAUUCAAGUUCUAUGCCUUCAGUGUCUACACCUGGGCUUCUGCCAUUACAGAAUCUUCAGAAUUCAGAAUCCUCUUCAGGUUUAAACAAAAGUUUUAAUCCUCCGUGUUCAACACCUCAGAGGACAGCAACUUCAGGACUGGGCAUGUUUGCAACCUCUGCUUCACCAUCAAUACCAAAUUCCAUUCCUUCAUCUACUUUAGUGUCAGCACAACCUCUCAUACCAACUCCAUCCCCUCUUAAUGCGUCAUUAAUUUCACCAUGUCAGACCCCAUCCUCCUCUCUAUCUGAUCAUCACCUUUCUUCUUCAGCAGCUUCUGGUGCUUCUCUCCUAAUUAAAUCUGAACCAAUCAGUCCAUCUCCUUCAGCAUUUAAAGGCCCAUCGCGCUCUGGAACACCUUCAAGUGGUUCUUUAGGGUUACCUGGAGUACUAGGCCAUGUUUUUCCACCUGGAGCAGGAGGCUUACCAAACACCAUUAAUCCUGGAUUGCCAGGAAUGCCUUCAAUAAAUGGCAACCUGAAUACCCCUUCCUUGUCUUCAAUAUCCCUAAAUCCACAUGGUUCCGCCACUCCAAUGCCCCCAGUUUUUAGUGCGCUUCCUCCAUUCACCUCCCUUUCUAAUGGGUCCCCAUUUGCUGGUGGCCCUGUCAUUAAUCCUACUAUGGGAAUGUUAUCUUCUACCUCUACUGCAGAUUGUGCAACACCACCUCUUACAUCUGCUGUCUUUCCUGGUCUAUCUGCCUCUGCUGCUUCAUCCUUCCCACUCAGUUUAUCCGCUGCUGUUCCGUCACUGUUCUCUGUACCACAAGGCCAUCUAGGCGCCUCAAAUCCAUCUUUCCCUGCUUUCCCAGUCUCUAGCACGCCACCUGUCAACCCUGCGCUGCCGCCUUUCCCUGGGCUUCAGGCACCUUCUACACUGGCCUCUGUUCCUCCAGUUGCAGCUGCUCCAUCCCCAGCUUCGGUUUUACCUGGAUUUGCCUCUGCCUUCAGUUCCAACUUUAAUUCUGCUCUCGUGGCUCAAGCUGGGCCUUCAGCUUUUCCUCUUCUCUCCCUAUCCGGGCUUCCCGGAUUUCCUCAAAAUGCAUCACCGUCUCUGCAGGGCCUUCAGCAGAGUGCAGCAGUUGCAGCAGCAGCACAGUCAGCACUGCUACAGGCUCAUUCAGCAUCAGCCCUUGAGAACUUUGCACCACAAGCAGAUGCGUUUGCCGGCUUUCCCGCUGGGCCUGGAACCCCUUUCCCACUGCAGCCUGGGCUGCCCCAGCGAGGGUGGCAGUAAAUGCACCUCUCAUGCAAAAGCUGUUCUUCCUACCUAUGGUACUGAUGCGACAAACACCAGCCAGUAGUUUUAAUUAGUUAUUAGACUUGUAAACAUUCUAAAACUUUUGGAAAGCAGGAAGCGCAAAUAGCUGAGCAGGUUGUCAAAAUGGCCUUGCUAUGGAAACAUUGCUGCAGAUCUAUCCAGUGCAGCGUUUCUCUUACAGACAGAUCUUUUUAAAUGGAAUUUGUAACUAUGGUGUUUUUAGAAUGUAUUCUUUGUUCUGUAGAACGGGGGGCUGGUGGUAAAAGAAUCCAUCUCUCCUACACAGCAAGUUAUAGACUGAUGAUUUUACCAAUCUGUAAUUACUAACCAACAGGCAGCAUUGAGCGACAAAGCUAUAGAGCUCUUUUUAAAAGGUGUUAAUAUGGUAAUGAUUAUUAAAGGGAUUUAGUUAUGGGAAACAUGUUUUUACAAAUCCAUUAGUAAAUAGUGCUCCUCCAGCAGAAUCCUAUCAAAAAAGCAAAUGGAUUUUUUUUAUAUUUAAUUUUAAAUUUGACAUUGGGCCAUGUUAGUUUCCCAGGUGCCCUCAGUCGUGUGACUUCUGAUAAACUUUAAUCACUCUUUAUUGCUGGACUGCAAGUAAGAGUGAUAUCACCCUAUCACUACCCCUAUCACCACUCAAUAGUAAAACACCCAAGUCUGGCCAUGACUCCUCCAGUUACAUGGGAGUAGGAGAAACAAUAGGUUAGCUGUAAGCAGUUCUAAUGUGUAGCGCUGGCUCCUUCUGAAAGCUCAGACUCGGGCACAAUGCACUGAGAUGGUGCCUACACACCAAUAUUACAACUAAAAAAAAAUGCAUUUAUUGGUUCAAAAAUUACAUUUUAAAUGGUAGAAUGAAUUAUUUGCUAUGUACACAGUGCAAUUUAGUAAUAAAAACUACACCUUAAAAAAUCAUGAAAGAAUCCCUUUAAUGCAAUGCUCUUUGCCAGUUGGAAAUGUGUAUUCAUAAAGUGUUAAGUUUGGUAAAGCUGUGGCAGAGUCAUAGCUAGUACCAUAUUGGAACUAAAGUAAAUCUAAUAAAAUGUUCCUAAACCCCACAUGUCAUACACUGAUAUGAACGCAUCUAAAUAUUAGGCAUUCAGCAGGUGUGGCGGAGAGCUGUGUCUCUUAACCCCAUGCUUCUGUCUUACGCAGAAAGACUCAGCAGUGAAAUGAGGAAAUUGGAGGAAGCUUUUUCCCUUUUAUUCAUUUCAUAUACAAAUUUGACAUUAAAUUAUGUGGCAUAAAACUGACAGGUCAUUUUUUCUCUCAUUUUACUCAAGAAAUUUGUCAUCCCCCCCCCCAUCAUUUGGAAGAUGACAUAGUACUAAAUAAAUAGGGCGAAUUGCAAAAAAAAAGACAAUUGUGUGUCAAAAGAAGGUAAACUGUGUGCAUGGGUGUUCUACCUGUUCUACCAGUGUUGCUACCAGUUUUUCUUAACCAGUUGGCCAAAUCAUGAGAUUCUUGUUUGUCACUGUAUAAUAUUUCUAUAGAAUUUGAAUGGUUUAGGGGGUGAAUGAAUUUAUGAUAUAAGAACUAACAUUAUUACAAAAAGGGCAUGAAAUGAAAUAUAACUAUUGCCAUAAAUUGAGAUUUUGUUGCAGCUUUAAGAACCAUAACCUGAACGUUUUAAUGUAAGGGUUCAUUUUUAUCCCCUCUCUUAAUAAUCAGUAUGGUUCUUUCGCUUGUUUCUAAUGUGUAAAACUAAACCUACCCCAGUCCCCUAUUACCUGUCCAUACUGAACUUUGGAAGCCCACCUCCCAUGGCCACUGAAACUUGUAUAUCAUAAGAAAUCCCUGUCAAAAUACAUGAAUACUAGACAUUACCUUGGAGCUCCAUAACUUUUAAAAAAUCAUGUGGUCAUGAGAAUCCUUGGGGUAUUUAAAAGGAUACUAUUGUCACCACCAAGUGUUCAAUUAAAUUCAAAUCAAUACAUAAUAUUAUGUAGAGUAGCAUAAUUGUGGCAAGAUAUGCUAGAAUUAAACAUAAAAAAUCAGUUUCCUGGUAUCUGUGCAACUGUUUGAUUUUUUUUUGGCAAACAGUCUUACUUUAUGCCAAGGAUUCUGGAUAUACUCUUGGGAUCAGAUAAUGCCCCACAAGACAAAUCAGGAUCAAACUAGUUAUAUGAAGGAUCAUUAACAUUUAUUACACUGCUGCUUGGCCAAUGAGCCUGCCAUUAAUUGUAAUGGAAACCACUGGUGAGGUUUGCCAGAAAAUGUGCAUUUGGACUGUACAUAUCAGUAACCUUUGUCCUUUUACAUAUUUUCCCUUAAGAACCCAUUUUGUGAUGUUCAUUGUGUCACUCACUUAUCAGCUGACCGGAAAUAAUGCAGCUCUGACUGUAACAGGAAGUAGUGUGGGAGUAAAAGACAGAACUCUGUCCAUUAAUUGGCUGAUGUGGCCUAACGUGUGUGUGCCCUUGGUCUGUGUGUGAGUACAGUGCCUCAUAUAAGCCAGAGACAAUAUGUUAUUAUCCAGUGGCACAUAGUUUUACAAUAGGGGUAAAUCAUUCCACGUGUAAUUUUAAAGCCAGCUCAUUGAACUCUCAUGUGAGGAAAAUGCCAGCUGCAACUUUUACUACAGAGACUGAUAAGUUUCCCAUUAAAUCCUUGUAUUAAAGAAAGCUUACAUUUUAUUUUUAAAGAAAUGUAUAAUAAUACACGUACCUUUUAGAUGCGCACUACAUGGGUCCUGCUGCUUUUUAAUCCUUCAAAAUAACUGCAUAUGUUUAAUGCAACACAUGGUGCUUCUGUUAUUUUAUUUUUUUUUUUUUUUUUUUUUUUUUUACAACAAAUAAACCCUGACUGGAGUAUUUAUUAGGAUAAAUGGAUUUCAUGUUGUAUAUACUCUCAUGAAUUUUUGGUUUUCUGGAAAAAAAUGAAAUUAGUGUUUGUUUUCCCUUUGUUUCUUAUUUUUGUAAGAUCGUUCUGCUGUCGCUUGUACCUACACAUGUGACUUAUUAAAUUAGAAACAUUUCAGAAAA